AGAGGAACUCGGAAGCGCUCAGCAGCCCAGGUAGCGCAGGCGCUGGGCCCAGGGGCCUGGAGACCCGGCAGGCGCUGGGCUGGCCCCGGCUCCGGCGGCUCCAUCCGCCCGCAGCUUCCUCCCGCCCGGACAGGGGUCGCAGGGAGUUUGCUCCUUCGCGUCAGAGCGGGGCUGGCGCUGACAACGGUGCAGCGCUCACUGCAACUCACUGCAGACUCUCCCGUCCCACCGGAGCCAGUCGCACGGGCUUCCUGGCGCCUGUCCCUCCCCCACGCUCUCUGCUCCAGGACAGAGGUCUUGUCUCUUUCCGGGUCUCAGGGCCCACGACCAGCUUUCCUGUGUCACCGCUGCAGACCCGCCACCGAGCUCCAGGAGAGGGACCGUGAGGACUCGGAUGAAGAACGGGCUCCGAGGCAGCAAGUCACACCUUCUUGGGUGGCCUUCAGAAGGAAGCAGAGUAAACACCAGAAGGCAACAUCCAAGGUGCCAUUAAGCAAUGAAUAUAGUUUGAAGGAAUUGUCAGGAACAGCACAUUUGAUGACUGCAAGUGACUCAGAGCAUGCCCAGAAACCAGUGUCCCCUUCUGGAGAAACAUUUGCCUUUGAAAAGCACACUAGACAAAAAUUGGAACUCAGGAGAAAGGAGAUGGAUGUCAAGAUGUGCAGCCUACGAGAAAGAAAGGACUGUGUGUACCAAGAGGUCAACAAGCCCCAGGAUGAUGACUACCUUUAUUGUGAGAACUGUCAGAACUUCUUCAUCAACAGCUGUACCGUGCAUGGGCCCCCUCCAUUUGUAAAGGACACUGCAGUGGACAAGGGGCAUCCCCACCGCUCAGCCCUCACUCUGCCCCCUGGGUUGAGAAUUGGGCCAUCGGGCAUCCCUGAGGCUGGGCUUGGAGUGUGGAAUGAGGCAGCUGACUUGCCAAUGGGUCUGCACUUUGGCCCUUAUGAAGGACACAUCACAGAAGAUGAAGUCGCAGCCAAGAGCAGAUACUCCUGGCUGAUCGCCAAAGGGAGAAACUGCUAUGAGUAUGUGGAUGGGAAGGACAGAUCCUGGGCCAACUGGAUGAGGUAUGUGAACUGUGCCCGGGAUGAUGAAGAGCAGAACCUGGUGGCCUUUCAAUACCACGGGCAGAUUUUCUACCGAACCUGCCGGGUCAUUAGGUCGGGCUGUGAGCUGCUGGUCUGGUUCGGGGAUGAGUAUGGCCAGGAGCUAGCAGCAAGUGGGGCAGCAAGUGGAAGAGAGAGCUCGUGGCCGGGAGAGAACCAAAGCCAGAGGUGCACCCAUGUCCCUCCUGCUCUCUGGCCUUCUCCAGUCAGAAAUUCCUCAGCCAACACGUGAAACUCAAUCAUCCCUCUCAGAUUCUCCCAGGAACAUCUGCAAGAAAACACCUCCAAGCAGAGGAGCCCUGUCCAGAGGAUCAGAAUCAGCAGCAGCAACGUACUCGUACACACAGCUGGAAUGAUAAAGCUGAAGGUCAAGAGGUCAAAGAAAGAUCCAAACCUUUGCUUAAAAGGAUCAAUCAGAGGAGAAUCUCAAGACCCUUUUUCCAACCUUCCAAAGAACAAAUGA
Molecule: messenger RNA, 1572 nt
Organism: Phyllostomus discolor (pale spear-nosed bat)
Lineage: Eukaryota; Metazoa; Chordata; Mammalia; Chiroptera; Phyllostomidae
Product: probable histone-lysine N-methyltransferase PRDM7
Biological process (GO): regulation of DNA-templated transcription; positive regulation of reciprocal meiotic recombination
Cellular component (GO): nucleus
Molecular function (GO): histone H3K4 methyltransferase activity; recombination hotspot binding; histone H3K36 methyltransferase activity
Source: RefSeq, a predicted model, not a curated record